AUGGACUCAUCUUCAGUAACAGACCCAUCACCAGGACCGUCCCCCGAGUCACCGGUUGCAAAGGCUGCGACGUCUUUCGUUGCCGAUUUCCGGUCGCGUAGAACUGAUAACGGCUCCCAAGAAUCGUCACCGAGCACCUUUUUCGAGCUACAAAGGCCUACCACACCUGCGAAGAAGCCUCGAAAUCUCAAAAAUCUUGGGAUAAACACUUCUACGUCACUAGGCAACCUGCGCUUGAAUCCCUCGGCCUCUCUUCCCGCAGUGGAAAAGCAGGAGAAGAACAGCUCGGCACCUCCUUCGCCCUCUUUCAUUAAGCCCCCGACGCCUCCACGGCGGCGACCGUCCAAUUUAAGCUUGACUAUAUCGACUCCCGGAAGCCAGGAAAACAAGCCUAUGCGACUGAUCAUCCCAUCUACGCCGUCGUUCAACCGCCCUGCGCUUCGCCACUUCCAGUCGUCUCCAUCAUUGCCGUUAUGCUCACCUGCUGUUGGCCCAUCUGGCGGUAUGCAAUUCCCGUCCCUUCGCCCGGUCAAGGCAAACCCACGUGCACUGUCAGAGGUCCCGUAUGAGAUGGAGGAAGAGGAGGAGCAAGAACCGAACUUUGAUAUUCCUCAGUCGCGAGAAGAGAAGCCUGCGGCGUAUCCGAAUGGGCCUAUUCAGAUUUACCCCUCGGGAGUCUUCCUCUACUUCGAACCUACAGCCGCACAAGCUUGCACUUUCGAUGUUAUCUUCAACGUUGCCAGCGAGGUUAAGAACCCUUUCACCACACCUGCUUCCGAGUCUCAAAAAGACCUCGAUGCUCGGCGACUGGAUGGCCCGCCAGCUGAAAAUCCAGACUUCACCUCGAUCCUCGACGAAACCCAAGCAUCGCUCGAACAGGAGACUAGCUCACCUACGACGCCGAAAGCCACACCUGUGCUUGACACCAUCCAUCCUUCCGAGUAUCUGAUAGACGGCAAGACGCAGAAGACCCCGGAAUAUAUCCACAUGAUGUGGGAGCAUAACACCGACAUCGUGUCCGACCUGUACAGGCUGGUGAAGACUAUGGAUGAGCGAGUACAGCAGGGCAAGCGUGUUCUUGUCCACUGCCAGUGCGGUGUCAGCCGUUCUGCUAGUUUGAUCGUCGCCUACGGCCUGUACAAGAACCCUGGAAUGAGCGUUCAGGAAGCCUACGACAUUGCUAAGAAGCGAAGCAAGUGGAUAGGUCCCAACAUGAACCUCAUCAUGCAGCUCCAAGAGUUCCGGAACGGAUUGCUCAAAGCCAACGAAAGCCGGUCAUUCAACCAAGGUUUUGGCAGACGAUCUGCUGGUCUCCCCACAGGUGUCUCGGUUGCCACAAAUCGACAUUCGCCAUUCGAUAGGAACAUGCCCACCGGCCCCCGCACUCCUCGCACCGCGCCUUUGCCGCCCGAUACAGAUAUAAAUCUGCAACGCGCCAGCACUGGCAACAUGAUGGCUAUAUCGCCCGGUCCAUUGUCAGCACCAUCUGGUUCUUCGCUCUUCUCUCCUGGAUUCCGUCAAUCAUGGGCGGCGAGCCAGACCCAGUUCGACCUAUCACCGAAAUCGUCACCGACCGCUACUCCGUAUGUUGACCCGAAAGGCCACAUUGUUCCGGUAUUAGCCAUCACGGACAACGAUUCCUCAGCAGUUGAAGUUUCACCGUCUACGACAGAAGAGGCACAGCCACAGUCAAGUGAUCAUGAGGCAGGCCUCAAACCAUACCCUGUGCCAAACUUCUCCCGCCAGCUACCGUUCAGGUUAGCAGACGGUGAUACUCAACUCGACCGACCGCGGAGUUCGCCGAAUGUCAGUAACCUCCUUGCUCCCUCGCAGGGUCACGACUUGCCACUACGGUCUCCAGCUGUGGCAACCUUCAACAUACCUUCUCUUGCCCCGGACCAUGCGCUGGGUGUUCCACUAAAGUCGCCCGCAAAACCAGAGUUCAAUUUGAAUCCAUGGCCGAAGGGUUACGACUUGGAUCCUUACACAAGAUCUGACUCACCGCCGCCGCCGCCCUUGUCUCCGAGGACCUUCGAGUUCAAUGCCCCACAACGGGAUGAGCCGGAACCGACCGAGUCAUACGAUGCACGUUAUAAUCGAGCCUCAGAUUCGACGAUUAGGAUGCCUAGUCUGGAGCGGAGUACUAAGGGUAACGAAGAGACGGAUUCUGCAUCUCCAGUUCGAACUGAGUUCCCUUCAGAUAUUUUUGGGCGUGAUACGGACGUGGUAAAGCAGGAAUUAACCUCUCCACGAGCGACUGAGUUCCACAUGACACCGCUGAAGCCGAGAGUCGCGGACGAGGACCCGUUUGGUCUUGCGUCUCCGCGACACUUUGAGUUCCCUCCAAGUAUUUUCAAACACCACAAUUUUGCCCAACGCGAAGCGGAACUCGAAGCGGAGGCUCGACGGCCGUCUUUUCAAGCGAUUCUGCCGCCCUCUAAUCUUGCCCAACCUGAGAGCGUCAACGGAUUCGCUUCACUGAAUAGUACAGCACAGGCGCCCCCAGCUAUCCAAACACCUUCAUUCGCUCGUCCCAAGAGCGGAGAGCUUGAUGCUCGUAUCGACAGUGUCAGCCCUACGGAGAAUAUCCCGUUUUCAGAGAGCCCGUUGCCUGUUCUCAGGACUGCUACACGAGAGCCUCCAGUCACUCCAAAGUCUCCCGGUCACGCAUAUUUGUCAACUCCUUCGAAACAAAACGGCAUCAAAUCACGGUUCUCCUCACCCAAUCUCCGAGAACAGCGAAAAUUGCACAAGCUGCAAACCGAGAUGGAGGCCAUGCUCCCAACUCGGGCGCCGCAGCCUACGCAAACUGUGGACGAUUUGGACGCUCUGAUGUCUCCGCGUGCAGAGGAGUUCACUCGCAAUCCGUUUCAUUUCGAUCUUCGAUCCCCGACCGACGAAGUCAGCCCAGCCUCCUCGAUUGAAACGGUCAAAGAUGGUCAAACCCCCACUGAAUGGACAGAGAAGCGUCAAUGGACCCCCCAGAAGUCCCUCGAUGACGACCCUCGAAGCCCAGUUCAAACAGGAAGCAGUCCUAUCGUGCGAAAUAUCUGGGACGUACUUUGA
Molecule: messenger RNA, 3066 nt
Organism: Didymosphaeria variabile
Lineage: Eukaryota; Fungi; Ascomycota; Dothideomycetes; Pleosporales; Didymosphaeriaceae
Gene: CPP1
Product: tyrosine/serine/threonine protein phosphatase
Exons: 1
Coding region: 1-3066 (1021 amino acids)
Biological process (GO): negative regulation of MAPK cascade; protein dephosphorylation
Cellular component (GO): nucleus; cytosol; cytoplasm
Molecular function (GO): protein tyrosine/threonine phosphatase activity; MAP kinase tyrosine/serine/threonine phosphatase activity
Source: RefSeq, a predicted model, not a curated record